CCAAACUCUGGCGCACAUUUCACCGGGUCACUUCCAUGGUAUUACGCGUGUAAAUAUACUCCAAAAGAAGUUCACGUAAACCUGUUUAUUUUAUUAAUAACUUUACAAUAAGGUGUUACAAAAUUGGUUCUAAAAAUUAAAUAUUUGUUUAUUUGUUGACUCCUGGUUAUUUUUCGAAGUAUUCUAAAGUUGGAGGGUUAAACAAGCGGAGUGAUAUUUAUGUUCCAUCGGAAUCCGUUGACAUUCGAUUUCAACGAGUUUAAGUUGCAGACGAUUUUGGAGUUUGUAAGUGAAAAAGUGGGAGAAGUUUUAUCCAUUGUACAUCAAAAAUGGCAGAUCAACUAACAGAAGAACAGAUUGCAGAAUUCAAAGAAGCAUUUUCACUAUUUGACAAGGAUGGAGAUGGAACAAUCACAACAAAAGAAUUGGGCACAGUUAUGAGGUCACUUGGGCAAAAUCCAACUGAAGCAGAACUACAAGACAUGAUAAAUGAAGUAGAUGCAGAUGGAAAUGGGACAAUUGACUUUCCUGAGUUCUUAACAAUGAUGGCAAGAAAAAUGAAAGAUACUGAUAGUGAAGAAGAGAUAAGAGAAGCUUUUAGGGUAUUUGAUAAAGAUGGUAAUGGAUUUAUUAGUGCUGCUGAAUUGCGGCAUGUAAUGACAAAUUUGGGGGAAAAAUUAACAGAUGAAGAGGUGGAUGAGAUGAUAAGAGAAGCUGAUAUUGAUGGUGAUGGUCAAGUAAAUUAUGAAGAAUUCGUCACUAUGAUGACGUCGAAGUGAAGAAAUGCUACAAUUUGUAAUUAAACUUUUUACAUGCUUUUCCACUUGUUGAUUACUAUAGCAUGCAACAGCCAACUGUUUCACUUUUGUACUUUUUACUAGAGAACUUUGUCCUGUUUUUCCUUGUUAUGUCUUUGUUCUUUCUCCAAGUCUAGGUUAUGCUUUUGUAAAUUACUUAUUCUUUGUUAUUAAACUCCCAUUUUUUUCAAAUUUUCUUUGCAGCACCAUUUGCUGUUACAUAAUUUAACCUACAUUCCAUGUUUUAGCAAAUAAUUUUAACACUGAAGAAUAGUUAACUAAGGUAGAGCACAUAACACAUUUAACUGUGGUUAAUUGUUUGAAUAAACCAGUAUGCUCAGUUAAAUAUAAAAAUGCUAAAUACUGUUAUGAAUUUUCAUUACAUAUAAUUUCGGAUGUUUGCGAGAUGCUGGUGUAUUAUAAAGUUUUAAAUAAAACUUUAAUCAUA
Limulus polyphemus (Atlantic horseshoe crab) is the source of this 1245-nucleotide messenger RNA. Its product is annotated as calmodulin. The transcript has 5 exons. Gene Ontology annotation, molecular function: enzyme regulator activity; calcium ion binding. Bases 330 to 779 code for a protein of 149 amino acids. NCBI's taxonomy places the organism in Eukaryota, Metazoa, Arthropoda, Merostomata, Xiphosura, Limulidae. The record is from RefSeq and is a predicted model, not a curated record.